AGAGAUGUGUGUAAUCGUACAUUUAUCAUUUGAUCGAUAAUGGAAAAACCACGUAGAUGGUUAAUACAUGAAGAAAAUGAAAAGAAUCUACUGUAGGAAGUUGUUUCAUACAAAUAAGAACAUGUGCAAAUAAAUAUGGGGUGCAUUUAGUUUCCAUAGGAAAGGCAAAACUCUAGAUCGACACCUGAACUUGUACCUAGACUUCCACCAAAAACCUGCAAAUACGCUGGAAGGCAACUGUUUCAAUGACCUAUGUUCUAACAUAUAGACGUUGUAUCAUCACAAGAAAUAUUGGAAGAAGAACAGAGAAACAAUGCUUUUGGAGGUUCAUUAUUAUUUUGUCAACAAUAUCUGGUGUGAUGUCAGAAGAAAAUUGUUCAGUAUCAUGGGAGUUAACAACAAUACCAAUAUUUUUUGGCGACAACAUAAGUUUAAAAUGCACGACGAAGGGUAGUGGAGACUGUUUUGGUUCACGAAUCUUCAAAUGGAUUGGUGGUCCAGAAAAAGAAGUUAUAUCAUUUGAUGUACAGGUUUAUGACCACAGCAAAUACACAGUAUUUCACGAGAGAGGACACUAUUGGCUUGUUAUAAAAAAUUGCACAGCCAGAGACAUUGACAUUCCCUACGCUUGCCACUGUGGAUUUUACUAUUUGGAGAGCAUAUUGAAAAACGUUUCAAGCAUACAUUCUGAUGACAAAGACGAUGGUGAUCAACAGAAACGCGUUAUUAAUCACACACCAGGAGAUAAAAGGGAAAAAGGAAAUACAGAAGAUGUGUCUACUCUUGUUGGUUCUUGUGUUGGAGCAUUUUUAGGUGUGCUUGUUGUUAUUUUAAUUGUUUAUGCAGUCAUUAAAAGAUACAAAAAGGAAACAGCAGGAUCAACUGAUACAAAAAAAGUUAACCGUGAACAAGAAAAGUUCAUGUAAAGUGGCAACAGAAAACGAGGAAAUAGGAAACAUACAAAAUUGGAGUGUGAUGUUUGCAUACAGAAGAAAAUCAGCUUUGUUGUCAUAAACUUAAUCUCUCUUCUAAAUAGUGCUAACAUAUACAUCUAAAAAGGCAACAUGACAGCUUUGAACCCAAUUUCACAUCAUAUAUCGACAAAAUUCUGGAAAAACAGAUCAUUUAAAUAGUUUUUUGCACAGAUUUUCAAACCAUUGUUUGGUAGGAAUUGGGAGUUUUCGCGCCACUUAUAUAUUUUUUUUACAUUUCGUAACGCAUGAUUUUGAUGAAACUGUGUCAGCCGCAUAUUCUGCAAAUUCCCUACUUAACCCGGCCCUUACAUUGGACAUUAAACAUGUCAUUCACUUCCAGGUAAAAAAAAGUGUCCAUUUUAUCACACACACAUACAUAUAUUAUAUCAAUGAAAGGCGAUGUAGAUUAUACGACACAAAUACACAAAACACGUUAAGAUAUAAAAAUACACGAAGUGAAUCUAAAAAUUAAAUAUGUCAAGUUUUAAUUUGUCUGAAGUCUUCAAAAAUAUUUAACAGGGAAAUAUCAAAGUUCUGUCAUUACUACCAAAUUUCUAAGAAGGACAAAAAAAAAUGUUAAUAUGAAUAAAAGAAAAUGUUUGCUAGGCAUAGUAUGCGAUUUGUAGCAUCGACAUUGCUCUACUACUUAUGAAAUUUUAUGUUAAAUACAGUAGGUAAACUUCAAGUCGGUCAAGAAGUAUUGACUAUAGAUGUAUUAAAAUACCUACAUGUGCUAUCUCGUCUGGUAGACUAGGUUUUCAUUCAUAGCUAAAGCAUACACAAUCCAUGUCAUCUCCUAUUUCCUUCGUACAAAAUGCAUAAGGGUAACACAACUGAUAAAAAGGAAUACUGAUUUCAGAAUCUUACUUUAGAAUACCUGCUAAAUCCUCGUAUAAACGUUCUACUGCGUAUAACGCACAGGUGCUAUAUUACGUGAAUGGAAAAAAAUUCGACAAAACAUAUUGGUUAAAUCAGUACAUGUAUGCUUUAUACAUUGUUUAUAUGACUUAUUUAUGCAUUUUUAAUAUAUUUUAACACCAAUUGUGAUUCAAAGAUGAAAUGAAUUGUUUGUCUGCGGAUGCAAUGCUAAUAUGUUUUUUUUGUUUAUAUUUACGUAUUUUAAUACACAUUAUUUAUUUUUAUCAAACUUAUCUGGGUGCAAUUUUAUUCCUGUGCAGUAUUUGUGUAAGUGCAAUUUAUGUUUAAAUAAACCAUUCACUAUUGAGUAAAUAUCUAUUGUUUGGUUAUUAAGGAAAUACAUGAAAACAUUUGUUUUACAUUAUCGUUGUUUAUAAUUUGUUUUGUAUUCUUUUUGUUUUUAUUUAAUUUUAUUAAAAGUAUUGAAUUUUGAAAA
This is a messenger RNA of Mytilus californianus (California mussel), 2328 nucleotides long. RefSeq lists its product as uncharacterized. Lineage: Eukaryota; Metazoa; Mollusca; Bivalvia; Mytilida; Mytilidae. The record is from RefSeq and is a predicted model, not a curated record. The transcript has 8 exons. The coding region runs from base 246 to 926 and encodes 226 amino acids.